GAUAUCGGCUGGGCCGCUGACCAACAUCUAAAACAAGGUUAGAACAUAUACCUGACCAACAUCCACCUUUAUCAACAAAUAACUUACUAUAUAUCAGUUUAAAUAGAUGAAAAUUUUGCCGAUGACUUACUUUUCAUUCUUUUUAGAUCCAGUUUCAAUGACUUCUAUUUCUUCUCCUGGCGCUAAUGGCAGCAGCUAUGACGUUUUUCUAAGCUUUAGAGGCGAAGAUACUCGUUAUUCUUUUACCGAUCAUCUUUACAAAACAUUAAAACAAUCAGGAAUUGAUGCUUUUAGGGAUAACGACGAUAUCAACAGGGGUGAAGAACUGAAGCCGGAGAUCCAGAGAGCAAUCAAAGAAUCUAGGGCUUCAAUAGUUGUGUUGUCAGAGAACUAUGCAACUUCCUCUUGGUGCCUGGACGAGCUUAUGUUGAUCCUCCAACAAAAAAGGGAGCACAAUCAUUUCAUUCUACCUGUUUUUUAUCAUGUUGAUCCUUCUGAUGUGAGGAAACAAAAUAAAACUUUUGCAAUUGAAGUCAAAGCCUCUUCAAAGUGGACAGAUCACAACGUGAACCUGUGGAAGAAAGCUCUUAAGGAGGUAGCUGAUUUGGCCGGCAUGGUUCUGUCCGGAUCUGAAACAGACUUUAUCGCAAAUGUGGUUGAUGCAAUUGAUUGUAAACUAGAUAUGAAACUAGUAAGUACUCCAGCUCAUCUAAUUGGAAUGGACACUCGAGCUAUAGGUAUCGAUUCUUGGUUGAAAAAUGAGCAAUCUGGUCCUAAUGUUUUAGCAAUUUGUGGCAUGGGAGGCAUUGGCAAAACGACACUGGCCCAAUUCAUUUAUAACUCAAACAAGCAGGAUUUUGAAAGCAGCAGUUACCUUGAAGAGAUUGGAAAGCACUCCAAACAGCCUUUCGGUUUGCUUGGGCUACAAAAACAACUUCUCACAGACAUUUUAGGCGGAAGGAAUGCCAGGAUAUCUAAUGUUUCAGAGGGUACAAGGAAGGUCGAGGAGGCCUUACAAGUGAAAAGGGUGCUUAUUGUUCUUGAUGACAUUGAUGGACAUGAGGAAUUAGGUGCUUUACUUGGAACAAAGGCGUUCCAUACAAAAAGUAAGAUCAUAAUAACUACGAGACUUCUAGAUAUAAAUGCAUGGUUUGGGUCCAUAUCUUGGAGGUGCCAGGUUGAAAAACUUGAAUUGUUGAAUGAUCAUGAAUCAUUAGAGCUUUUAAGUUGCCAUGCAUUUGGAUCCAAAAUUCCCAUGGAAGGUUUCAAGGAGCUCGCAGUUGAAUUAACGAAGUAUUGUGGUGGAAACCCACUAGCUCUUAAAGUACUGGGCUCUUCUCUAUUUGUUGAUGCUGAGGACCCAAGGAAACAAAGUAACAUAAUAGAGAUUUGGGAAAGUACAUUGAAUUCACUUUAUCCAUUGAAAGGUGAGCUUGACUGUAAAAUCCAAGGUAUACUACAAAAGAGCUUCGACUCCUUGCCACGAGCCAGUAACAAAGAGUUGUUUUUGCAUAUUGCUUUUUUCUUUGUUGGUGAAUAUGAGGAUUAUGUGGUAAAGAUAUUGGAGCAUGACUGGCAUGCAAAAUCUGGGAUCAUGACUCUAAUUAACAAAUGCCUUCUUACCGUAUCACCAAGUAACAAACUGAUAAUGCAUCAACUGCUUCAAGAGAUGGCAAGAAACAUAGUCCUUCAAGAGUCCAAAGAUCCUGCAAAACGUAGUAGAGUCUCGCAAAAUUAUGAAUCUUAUCGUUUGUUGGGAAAAGGAAAGGGUUCAGAUUCAAUUGAAGGUCUAGUACUUGACAUGCGAAAGCUCGAGGAAGAGAUGAGAUCAGAUCCAUUAACCCUUAAAACUGGUUCACUUGCAAAGAUGGACAAACUAAAAUUGCUCCAGCUCAAAUUUGUAGUACUCUCAGGGUCUUAUAAGAUCAAUUUUCCAGAACUAAGAUGGUUGUGCUGGCAUGGAUGUCCUUUAGAAACAAUACCCUCCGGCUUAUUGAUGAGCAGCUUGGUGGCUAUAGAUAUGAGUUAUGGAAAUUUGAAAAGGUUUGAACCUCCCAAGGUUCUUAAUUCACUGAAGAUUCUAAAUCUUAAAGAGUGUUACGAACUUGUCAGUAUCCACAAUCUUUCCCGACUUCCAAAUCUUGAGAGUUUGAUUCUCUGGAACUGUAGCAAUCUUACUCAUGUUUGUGAAUCCAUCGGAGGCCUUAAGAGUCUUGCUCUAUUGGACUUUACAGGGUGCAAGUAUCUUAUGAAGACUUUAAAGAGCUACUUAAAUCAUGCGCAACAGUUUCCAGGUGUAUGCACUGAUGCAGGAAUUCAACAAUCUCCGUUUUUAUUACCAGACUCGCUAAAAUUGUUGUUUCUCAAUAACUGCAACCUUGUAAAAAACAAUGAUGUUCCAGUGGUUUCUAGUGACCAAUCAUUAUUUUACAUGAAUUUAGGAAAUAAUCUAUUUGAGGUCCUGCCCAAUAGCCUUAAUCUUAAAACUCUUCGGGUACUAGAAUUGACUUUUUGUCCAAAUCUCAAGUGCCUCCUAUGUCUCCCAAGUACACUAGAAGAGCUGUAUACAAAUUGGUGUUUUUCACUGGAGAAAAUAACAUUUGAAUCAACCCGGUUCAGAUUACGGGAAUUUGUAUAUCGAGGUUGUAACAAAAUCUCUGAAAUUCAAGGCCUUUUCAAAUUGGUGCCAAUAGCAAAACAUGAUGAAGCCGAUUUGGGUCAUAUGAAAUGGAUCAAAGCAUAUCAAGAUUACUGGGUGGACCUAGUGGGUGAUGAGAUUACUAAAGAGAGAUACCUGCCUAUCCAGGUGUUGUAUGAAUAUGGUAUAAUGAGCACAUAUCUGCCAGGCAUAAGGGAUGAAAACAUGCCAAUUCCUGAUUAUAUGUCAUCGAUUCCGUUCUUAUCCUUUCGUGUGCCUUCUACUGAAAAACAUAUGAUCCGAGGAUUAAAUGUAACCUGCUUAUACAGUCUAUCAGGCGAGGAUGAAGAUAUGUGGGUUUUGUUCAUCAAAAUAAGUAAUAUAACCAAGGGUCUUAAUUGGAUGUACAACCCUAUGGUCUAUUGCCAACCGAGAUUUUAUGAAGAUGCUGUGUGGUUAAGCUAUUGGCCAAUUGGAAACAUAUUAGACACUGGUGAUGAAAUCAAUGUGUCCAUUGUGGGGAAUGGAUUGAUGGUAAGUGAGUGUAGUGCCAGCUUUGUUUACAUAGAUGAUGAUGAAUUAGAGCUAGAAAACUGCAAAAGUUACACGAAAGGGGAAGAAGUUAUUGGAGGAGAUCUAUCUGAUUUUGAGCUGACCACAGGAGCCUACUAUCUUUGUCGUCGCGACUACUUCAAGAUAACCACCCCUGAUUGGUUAAAGGUGCUACUUGGUGAUACCAUUCCCUCUACAGAGUUACGAGGAUGGAGAAAAUCUCGUCAGACACAACACUUAAAAGCAUCAUUUAUGGAGCUCAAAACUUUCAGACCCUACGCUAUUCCCAGACUGAAUACGAUCUGAGGCGAGGAAGCUUGUUAGAAAACAAAAGGCUUUAUGAAAUGACAUCUAAAUGUCAGAUCUUAUUAGAUCUAUGUGGAUCUGGUAUGAUGUGAUCAUCAAUGAUGGAGAAAAACUACAUAAGAAAUACAAGAAGGGGAGGAGGAGAAACUAAUCAGACCCGGUGGUGGAACCACCAUCAAGGCGUCGACUACCAUGAAGUACAUAAUAACCACCAUAUCAACACCUAGAAUACAUCAAACACAUCAGAUUUGAUGCAGAUCCGGUGGUGUGUAAGUGGAGAACUAAUAGAAAGAGAUGGAGAUGACCUAGAAGAGUUUCACCGGAGCUGCAAGACAUUAAUGAUGGUGGCGGUUGAAUGUAAUGGUGGUGUUCAUCAGUGUUAGAACUCAAACACAUCAUAUCAGAUACAGAUCUAGUGGUUUUUCAUCCAAGAUCAUCCAGAAAGAGAUGGAAGCGAGUUUGUUGUGUUUCAUCGGUGCUUCAACAUCAAUCUGAUACGAGGAGGUGAUGCUGCUUGUCAUCAUCGUAGAGCAGAAUCGAGAGGUGUAGGAGGUGGUGGUGGUUGGAAAAUCACAAAUCGGGAAGGUCUAGUGCAACAUUAGUAGGAAAAUCGAUCAUCUGAAGUUGAAAAAUCGCAGAUCUGGAGACCGUAGGAAAAUCACAGAUCUGGAGGCUGCCGGAAAAAUAUAAAGUUGGAUGUCUAGAGUGGUGGAGGUGGUGGUAGAACAACAACAGUGGAGGGAGGUGAAGGUGGUCUUCCGACGGUGGUUCUCUGAUGGUGGGGGUGAUGCGAGAAACGAUGGUGACAACCUCAUUAGGUGGUGGUGGUAACAGGGAAUGUGUGUUCUUCAAAAAUGGUGGGAGAGUUUGAAAUGAUUUAUAAUUUGAAAAGAUAGAUCUGAUUUUAAAAUAAAGCAUUUGUAUGUUUUUGUAUUGUUUAUGUUAAAUAGACAAAAAUACCUUUAAUCAAAUGGUUCUUAACUUUUAGUGGUUCUCA
Molecule: messenger RNA, 4493 nt
Organism: Lactuca sativa (garden lettuce)
Lineage: Eukaryota; Viridiplantae; Streptophyta; Magnoliopsida; Asterales; Asteraceae
Product: disease resistance protein RUN1
Biological process (GO): defense response; signal transduction
Molecular function (GO): ADP binding
Source: RefSeq, a predicted model, not a curated record